Messenger RNA from Scleropages formosus (Asian bonytongue), 1553 nucleotides. Its product is annotated as tripartite motif-containing protein 35-like. Bases 215 to 1135 code for a protein of 306 amino acids. Gene Ontology annotation, biological process: protein ubiquitination. Gene Ontology annotation, molecular function: zinc ion binding; ubiquitin-protein transferase activity. Lineage: Eukaryota; Metazoa; Chordata; Actinopteri; Osteoglossiformes; Osteoglossidae. The record is from RefSeq and is a predicted model, not a curated record. The transcript is spliced from 6 exons.
CUCCAGGAGGAAGCAGGAGAGCAAAGGGCGGCAGUGAGUUGGGCCUUCGCGUUGCCACAAAGUUCGCCACAGAGGAGGAAAUGCUGAGGAAAGCUGCGGGUUUUUGAGAACUCGAGCUUCGUCAGCGCGCGUGACUCUGGCAGGACGCUGACGGUCGGCCUCGGCCUACGUGGCCCCGGAUCUGCCGUUUCCCUCCCCCCCCCCCCGAGGAGCCAUGGCUGCCAAGUUCAGUCUGACGGAGAGCGAUCUGUGCUGCUCGGUGUGCUACGACGUGUUCCGCGACCCCGUGCUGCUGCGCUGCAGCCACAGCUUCUGUCGGACCUGCGUGCAGGACUACUGGGCAGGGAAGCGGUCCGCCCGGCGCGACUGUCCCCUGUGCCGCCAGGAGUUCUCCCCGCAGGAGGAUCCCGUGCUGAACCUGAGCCUGAAGAACCUCUGCGAAAGCUACCUUCAGGAGGAUGAGAACCCGAGCGCCUCGGGGCAGGGGCGAGGCAGCGGGCCUCUCUGCCACGAGCACAGCGAGCCCCUGAAGCUCUUCUGCGCAGAGGACAAGGUGCCCAUCUGCGUGGUGUGCCACAGCUCCCGGAAGCACAAAGGGCACGAGUGCAGCCCUGUGGGAGAGGCCGCCCUGCAGUGGAAGGAGGAGCUCCGGGCUCUCCUGGACGUCUUGCAGGAGAAGCGGGUGGCCUUUGACAAGGUGAAAGAGAACUGUGAAAAGGCCACGCUUCACAUAAAGAACCAGGUGCGGAGCUCGGAGAGGCUGAUCAAAGAGGAGUUCCGGAAGCUCCGUGCCUUCCUGGAGGCUGAGGAGGAGUCCAGGGUUGCAGCUUUGAAGGCCGAAGGAGAGGAGAAAAGUCAGAGAGUGAACGAGAGCCUCGAGGAGUUGACAAGAACCAUAUCCUCCCUCUCGGAUUCCAUCGCAGCGAUAGAGGAGCAGCUGAGAGCAGAGGACAUCUCUCUCCUCCACGACUACAGGAUGACGAUGCACAGGACUCGGUGCGCGGCACAGGAGGCGGAGACCUCGGGCGAGAUGAUCGCUGGUGAAGGUGGCCUCGCACCUGGGUUCCCUGAACUUCCGAGUGUGGAAGAAGAUGCUGGGGAUCGUGCAGAACACGCCCAUAGUCCUGGACCCUAAUACUGCCGCUCCUUGGCUCAUCCUGUCUGAUGACCUGGUCAGCGUGAUCGAGGGAGAGGAGAAGCAGAUGUUCCCCAACAACCCCGAGAGGUUCGACCUGGACGCCGGAGUGCUGGGCGCGGAGGCCUUCCGCUCCGGCACACACUGCUGGGAGGUGGAGGUGGGGGACAGUUCUACAUGGGUGGUGGGCGUGGCCAAGGAGUCUGUCCAAAGGAAGGAGAAGCUGGCUUCCGUGCUGAAGAACGGUUACCUCACCCUCUUCUUCUAUCAGAAGAUGUACUUCGCAGGGACGUCCCCCCUGACGCGGCUCACUCCGAGAAAGAAACCGCAGAGGCUACGGGUGCAUCUGGACUGCAACCGUGGUCGCGUGUCUUUCUUCGACAGCGGGGACAACACACACCUCUACACGUUCAAACAC